Messenger RNA from Geodia barretti, 1306 nucleotides. NCBI's taxonomy places the organism in Eukaryota, Metazoa, Porifera, Demospongiae, Tetractinellida, Geodiidae. The record is from the annotation of a GenBank genome assembly.
AAAAAAGGACACCUUGUUCUGCGUACCUCGGAAUAAAUGACAUCUCUGAAUACAGGACAGAUGUCCCAAGGUGUCCCUUAUUCAGAGUUCGUUCUCUCUGUACCGCUCGUUUUGUUUCCCUGCUUUGUUCUUACACCUGAACCGUUCUCUUCUCCUUCUUUUCCUCCUGUCACUCCCCUCCUCCUCCUCCUCCCCCUCCCUCAGAAUACCGUAUCCCAAUGUACAACAUUCUCAAGUUUGUCUGGAAGCUCCCCACCUACCAGACCAGCAUCAACGUCCUCAUUACAGAGGCUGUCGAAUACAAUGGUAGCAAACAGGAGAUCCCCAUUUUCCUGAGGUUCAUUAACAUGAUCGUCAAUGACGCUACGGUUCAGCUGGACGAAGGACUGGAGAACAUGGUGUUGAUAGGAGAGCUGCAGAGAAAGAGGCAAUCAGAGUGGGACUCCUACAAUGACGAGCAGAAGAAAGAGCACCAGCAGAAGAUGCAGGAGGCAAGUGUGAUGGCGAGCAACCGGAACCAGCUGGCCAGCUACACCGUCGACGUCCUGGAGUUGAUCACGAGAGAGCUCCAGGCCCCGUUUGUCAUCCCGUCCAUGGUGGACCGCAUCUCUGCCAUGCUCAACUACGUCCUCAAGCAGCUGGUGGGACCCAAGAGAAGACAGCUCAAUGUUGAAGACAUGGACAAGUUUCACUUCAAGCCCAAGGAGCUGGUGUCCUCCAUCGUGGCCAUCUACGUCAACCUGGGCCAGAGCUCUGAGUUUUGUCGGGCCCUCCCACAAGACGGCCGCUCAUUCUCCAUUGAGCUCCUGGAGGAGUCCGCAAGGAUCAUGAGGAAUCUGGGUUACGUGGAGCUGAUGGAAAAGAUGACAUCUCUCAUUGACAGAGUCCAUAAAUAUUCCAACCGCCUUCAAAUGGAAGAGAGUGCCCUAGACGAUGCUCCUGAGGAGUUUCUUGAUCCAGUAACGAGCGAGUUGAUGAAGGAGCCCGUUCGUUUGCCCACCUCAGGAGUGACAAUGGACAAGUCGAAUAUAAUGAGACAUCUCUUCAGGUGACACUUCACAUGGUGCACAUUGUCGUCCCUCUCCCUGCUCCCCGGCAUUGCACUGUAUAUACCUCCUUUUGCUUCAGUUUCUCUUCUGGGAGUUAAAUGUGCAUACAGUGGAACCUCUGUAUAUUAUAUGAAGGACAUGGUGGCAGGACCACGAAAAUGUUCCUUUGUACAAUUACCGUGUCCUUUAUUCAGCAAAUACACCAAAAGUAUCAUCACCAGAUCAACCUAGGUUCCGCUGCACCCAGGCUGGUUUUG